GGGGGAAAAAGAUUGCAACAAGUGUUAUGAAGAGAUAUACUAUCUCUAUACUGUGUAAAAACUUCACAAAAACAAGAAAAAAUAGCACUUAUGGCAGGAAAAUGUAAUGUGAACAUCUCAAGAAGAGAACCCACAGUCAGGGGACGCACGGACACAAGGUUGAACCUCAUGGAGGUGGUCGAUGCUGGCCCAGCAAGGCCACAGGCGCGGUCUGGAAAGCAGUUGGGGGACACCGGACAUUACCUACUUGGACGGGCCGCUUCUGCUCACAGGAACCCGUCUGAAGAAAACGACGGACAUCUAGCUGAGGACAUCCGUGGGAUGUCAGCCAUCAUAGUAGUAUUUGAUACAGGGAGAAAUUGGGACUAUCUCAAAUGUCCAGUGACGGGGGCUUGGUUACGAAAGCUGCACCUGCAGAACACCAUGCAACAAGGGAGGGGCCCAGAGCACAGGCCAAGAGCCCCUCACCCUAAUGAAACAGGUGUUUCCUGAAGCAGGUUUCUAUCUGUCCCUCCUUCCAUCCAUCCAGAGCGCCUCCCGAGGCCAGGCAGGGUCAGUGCUGGAUGGGAGAGAUCUGCAGAGAAAGAGACUUGGUCGGGGUGGGGUAGGCCUGGAGGAUGAGCUGUUCUUGCCUGGGCCCUGCUUGCAUGGAUUAGGUCAAGACCAGGGCUAGGGCUGGCAGGCUGGUUGGUUGCAAAGGGCACAGCAAGGGCCCUGGUGCCCAAGCGGGCUGUCCCUCAUUUGGGCUCAUUAUUCCUUCACACUUCAGCCCGGGCAGCCCCAUUCGUCUGUGACACCUUAUAGCCUCUGUGCAGCUAAGCAGAAGAUGGGCCCCCAUACGUCAGCCCUGCCUGGGCCACCAGGCAGCUCCAGUCUCCAGACUGCCUCUGUGGUCAGCAUGGUCCACCCAGACCCACUUUCCAUUGCUUUGCUUUUCUGAGGGCUGGGUUUCCAGCAGGAGCUCCUCCUCCAGGGAGUUUCCCCGGAUCCCUCCACCCUCCCCCUUCAUUCUGGAUGGCCCGGUACAGCUGGGCAACCCAUAGCAGCUGCUCUUCUCAUCCCUGUGCAGAGGCCCCAGUCCUCCCAGAAGCCCUGCUAAGGUGGACCCUGGCCGUCCAAGAGACCCCACAUCCUAGGAGAGGAGAGGGGUUGGGAUAAGGAAGGGGAGAAGAGAGGAAAGGAAGCCAAGCCAGAAGUGGCUGGGGCAGGCUAGGGGUCCUCCUGGCCCAGGCUGACGCCAGAGUGACCCACCUGGCCGGCCAGGGGAGGGGUCUCUGAAGGGCCCCUCCUCAGAGGGCUGGACAAUGCUCCUUCCCCAGGGAGUCCCUGGCAACUGAGGCAGGGGGUGUCCAUGGCUGGCUAAUGAGGUCACAGAGCUCCAAGGUGUCCCUGGGGAAGGGAGCCAGAUACUUUGACAAUGAAUUUUGACCAGAAAACUGUGAAAUUCCUGGCGAAUUUUUACAUCAAUGGAGGCCAGCACUGGACCCAUGGCUCCCCGAGGCAGGGGCCACGUGUGCCAGCCCAGUACCUUCUCAGGGAGCUGGGUGCGCUGGGGGAACAGCCCAGAUGGGGUGGCCACUGGGCUGGGUGGACAACGCUCCCCCCUCUCCCUCGUAGGCCCCAGGCUAGUGUGUUCUUGUGGAGCCCCCAGCCAGAGACCGCCCGGGAGGAGACGCGGCCCCCAGGAGUGCAGGAGUUCCAGGCUGGCCUCAGGAUGCAAACGGGCUCCCUCCAGGAGCGCCCCCCUAUCUGCACCCAGAACCUGAGGGAGCUGUGGCUGGAACGACGCCCACCCAUCGUGACCGACCUGCAGGUCCCCGGCCCCGCCAAGUACCCGGUGCCGGAUGCUUCAGUGCGCGAGUCCUCCCCACAUCCCCACUUCAGCAUCGGCCGCAGGUUCCCCACUCGCGACGGCGGUGGCCGCAGGGCGUGGCAGACCUUGUGGUUCCAAAGCGAAAGCCCCUUCACGCGGAAGGCCGACUUUAACCAAGAGCAAAAGUGGCCGUCGCCCGCGAACUAUCAGCCACUCAGCCGGCCUGCCUUCCGGGCCUCCAGCUUUGGGGGCCGCCGCCCCGCCUCCAAGACGCUUGAGGCCCCCGCCCGCCCGGGGCUGCCGCGGGCCGGGGGUACGGGUUACCGUACCCAGCCCCAGCUUCAGGCCCCUCCGCAGGCCCCGGGGGGCGAGAAGCUGCCCAGCCCCAACACCUACGACAUCUUGCCUGGGUGCCGCCUGCAGAGCCCCCGCCCGCCCGCCUUCUCCAUGAGCCGCUCCGCUGCGUUCGCCUCCUGGGUCAGCUCCUCCCGCAGUCCCGGCCCAGCUGCCUACUACGUGGAGGACUGCUAUAACUCACGCUUCCCCUCGGCGCCUGGAGUGGUGAUCCAGGGUGUCCGGAGACCCAAGCGCCAUGACACGGGACCCUUCUGCACCCUGUAGUGCCUCUUCCGCACAGCCGGCCACCCGGUUAUCCACGGAACCCUGGUCUCCCUGGGGGCCUUCCCAGGCCUCCCUGUGGAACUAAGGGCCUCCAACUCGGCCUUUUGACUCUCUGCGUGCCUCUGAUCCACACUCCUGGCCGGCCAACCCCUCUGUGAGCGGUGGACAUCAAGGAGGGCCCAGCCUGAAGCCCACCCGCCCCCCACCCUUGCCAAACAGAGAUGCUGUCGGUUCUCCCCAACUCUGUUGUGUGCCCGACUGGUGAGCUGUCCCUCAGAUGUGGCCUGCUGCCCACCUGUCAUGUUUGGCUUUCCUUGGCCAGGGGUCUCCCUCUGCUUCCCCUUUGGUGCCCUCUUCUCUAGGGUGGGUGGGGUAGCAGCCUGGGACCUCUGGCUGGGGACAUGAUGGGAGGGGGCCCUGUGGGCAAUACAGGACACCCCCACCUAGUUGUGCUACCCAGGGGAGUGGUUAAGCUGCCAGUCUACCCGAGGGUCAGCUGCCCUCUUGAGGUGAGGUCAGCCUGCCCAGCCACCAGGGAGGGCCCAGAGGACCAGCUGGUCAGGGCCUGGCCCCACUUCUUUGGCUCCUGCCCAAAGACCCUGUGAACUUGCCCAGCACCAUGCAGGCCAUGCCACAGCCAACAGACUUCCUGGGCCUUCACUUGUUAGGGUGCCCACAGCAGCAGCCUGCCUUUCUACCCAGGGGUUGUCCCCAAGACUGCCUCCCUUCCAAGGGCCUCACCUGCAGCUGGUGGUGGCUCCUGUCACCGUGCCAGUUCUUGCAGAGGCCCUUCUUGUGCCACCCGUGUCCUGAGCCAGAGCUUGACCCCUCCAAAAAGGCACCGCAACAGCUGCUAUGGUGUGGACAGCAGUCCAUUCUGCAGGGAGGCCAAAGCCCAGGGAGUCUGAGUGCAGUGCACCUGUGACCUUCUCUAGGGCUCAACCAUCGGAGGUUGAGCCCCAACACCCCUGAGAAUCAGAGCAGUGGCAUGGCAGAUGGCCGUCCUUAGGCCCUGGGCUCACUAGCUCAGCCAGCAGGCAACAGAGACAGAGCUGUGGAAGGUCUGGCCUCGGGAGCUUGGCUCAGGGGGAAGGGGGUGGAAAGCAACCCCUAGGGCUCAAAGUCAGGAGUGGGACCAGCAGGAAGGAUGGAGCAAUGCCCUCCAGCUGGGCUGAAGAGGGAGGGCUUCCUGGAGGAGGCAGUGGCGGAAGUGACUUUUAAAGAUGAUCAAGAGUUUGCUGGGCAGUAGGAAGGGAAUUUCUAGCAGGAUAAACCUCAGAAACCACGGCACACAAAAAGGGAGAGGGUGUGAUAUUUGGUGUGUCCAAACUCGGGAGGAUACAGGGCUGUUUGGAUGGAAGGAGGUGAGCUGGUGAGGUGAGAGGCUGCAGAGGGCUGAAUGCUGGGUUCAGGGGCUUGCACACUUAGCAGUGAGGAGCCCAUGGAGGGUGCGCACCAGGCAGUGUCCACCAACUCUGUAUGAGCUUCUUGUACUGCAAGGGACAAGGGACACCAUGAAACCUGAGCCUUGCGUUCGCAGUGUGUCAGGAUGGACAAGUCAGCCUGAGGGCCUACCACCUUGGGUUCCCUUGGGGGUUAGAUGCUCACGGUGAUGAGAGCGAGGAUACCUGUCCUUGGUCACGAUUCCACUUUGCCCCCCCCGGUCUCUGCUAGGCAUUUCCGGAAGCACACUUAGAGUCUAGUCUUUGCAACAAACACGCUGUGAGCUUCAUCCCCCUCUCUGUUUGACAAGGAGGGAGCCAGGUUCCGGGGAGAGAGAGGGUCGUGCACCUGGUGAGGCCCAGGGGCAGGGAGCAGCUAGGGCGGACUGCUUCUUUUCUUGAAGCGAAAAUACUCUCAGCGUCAGAGGUCAGCCACGGGAUUUUUCAUGGUUGUAAAAAUAAAGUAUGCGUGGCCAAAUACCGGUUCUGAAAUCCAUAAGCAGGCCGACGCCCGCCGGCAGCACCCCCCCCGGCCCCCCCGCCCCCAGGUGCCCCGCAGCACCCCGCCGUGCCCGCAGACGGGCAGCGCACGCCACGGGGCCGAGCAGGAGCCGCGGCCGCGGAG
Messenger RNA from Mirounga angustirostris (Northern elephant seal), 4501 nucleotides. RefSeq names its product sperm-tail PG-rich repeat containing 3 (gene STPG3). The transcript is spliced from 5 exons. The coding region runs from base 1418 to 2434 and encodes 338 amino acids. NCBI's taxonomy places the organism in Eukaryota, Metazoa, Chordata, Mammalia, Carnivora, Phocidae. The record is from RefSeq and is a predicted model, not a curated record.